Messenger RNA from Colletotrichum truncatum, 417 nucleotides. RefSeq lists its product as uncharacterized. The record is from RefSeq and is a predicted model, not a curated record. NCBI's taxonomy places the organism in Eukaryota, Fungi, Ascomycota, Sordariomycetes, Glomerellales, Glomerellaceae.
AUGCCUUGCACUCGUUGUUUCCGUGCAAAGGUCCCGUGUCGUUUUAGCAAGAAGUCUACACGCUGUAAGACUUACAUCGAGGCGAAGAAACCUUGUAACGGCGUCCUCGUAGCGUCUACUCGUAAGGAGUGGGAUGAGAAAGAAGAGAAAGCGGGUAAGGAGCUAUUCGCGCUUCAUCAAGAGUUUGCUCGUUUGCAAGUUCAAAUGGCGGAUGCUGCGGGUCGUCUGAAACGGAUUCGGACGGUCCGUAAGAUGGUUCGGGAGCGGCAGACCGAAGUUUUUAAGCAUAGUAUGCAGGAGGUUGACAGGGAGGAUAGCGUCCUGGCGGACGACGAAGUCCUACCUGCCUUAGAUGCUUACGAAAGGUUCGUCGUUAGUAACCUCCAGGCAGUGGGUCUCGGGAAUGAUCCUCCUUAG